This is a messenger RNA of Wyeomyia smithii (pitcher-plant mosquito), 740 nucleotides long. RefSeq lists its product as uncharacterized. The transcript has 3 exons. The record is from RefSeq and is a predicted model, not a curated record. NCBI's taxonomy places the organism in Eukaryota, Metazoa, Arthropoda, Insecta, Diptera, Culicidae. Bases 14 to 676 code for a protein of 220 amino acids.
UUGUUUCGGGUUGAUGUAUAUCCUUUGGAAAAGAAAUUUUUCAAGUAUUUACAAAAUAGCAUUCAAUCAUGAAUCACUGGGUUUACCUAAGGAAUUUAUUGCAAACAAUGUAUUACCUUUUUUGUGGCCUCUCUCAAUCGACAAUGGAUUGACUGUACAACAAUACAAAAAUGUGAUGAUGCUUAUAAAAGAGUUAAGCGAAAGUGUCGAAUCGGAGCACGUUCACAAACUGCAACAUCUGAGCAAAGAUGAGAGUAGUUCAUUGCAACUCAACCUCUCGACAUCUGAGAAGCAAAACGUAUGUUUUGCCAGUGAUUCAACAUCAAGUAUUAAAAAAAUUCAUUUAAAACCUGUGACACACCAUGGAAGAGAUAAUCUAAAUUGCAAACAGGAAAUUAUCUCGCCUACAUCAAGUAAUAAUGCUUGUUCUACACCUUGGAUAUCUUACGCAAUAUCGCAGACAACUGAUUUACAGCCGCAACGAACAUAUUUAUCCACAAGCUUCAACAUGAAUUCAAUUUCUCAACCUCACUUCUUCGCAAAUGCCGAAAGUUCGAAUAGUGUUUCAUUAAGCUCAUCGUCUUUACUUCAACCCGCCAAAGUAAUGGGUUCAAAUGAAAAACGUGAUCAAAAAACCAUUUUGACAAAAGAGGACAUUUUAGAAUUUCUGAAGUAGUAUAAAGAUCCGAGAAUAAUACAUUGCGUCGUCCAAUAAAUAGUUUAGUUUGAGAUCACCGUCA